UCUUCCUAAGAUUUCUCUCUGCAACAAAACGACGGCUGUCUCCUUCUCCUUUACUUCAUCUCUACUCCAUUCUCUUCACUUUCACUCCCUUCCAAAUUUCUUAAUUUUUUUAAUUUCAAUUUUUAUUUCUUUUCCUUCAAUUGAAACCCUAGAAUUUCACUUCCUUAUGGCCGAAGACUCGCCUUGCUCCACGCAACUCAUCGACGGUAACGGCAACUUCAAUGUCGAAGGCCUCGACAACUUUGUCCGUACCACCAAGCUCGCCGAUUGCGGCCUCUCCUAUGCCGUCGUCGCCAUCAUGGGCCCACAAAGUAGUGGGAAAAGUACUCUAUUGAAUCAUCUUUUCCAUACGAAUUUUAGAGAGAUGGAUGCAUUUAGAGGAAGGAGUCAGACAACUAAGGGAAUUUGGUUAGCGAAGUGUGUUGGCAUUGAGCCUUUCACUAUUGCCAUGGAUUUAGAGGGAACUGAUGGGAGGGAAAGAGGCGAGGAUGACACUGCAUUUGAGAAACAGAGUGCCUUGUUUGCUUUGGCAAUUGCAGAUAUUGUACUGAUAAACAUGUGGUGCCAUGAUAUCGGUCGGGAGCAGGCUGCCAAUAAACCUCUUCUAAAAACAGUUUUCCAGGUCAUGAUGCGUUUGUUUAGCCCACGUAAAACGACUCUUCUGUUUGUUAUACGUGAUAAAACAAAGACUCCUUUUGAAUAUUUAGAGCCUAUUUUAAGAGAAGACAUUCAGAAGAUAUGGGAUGCAGUUCCUAAACCUGAGGCCCAUAAAAGUACUCCUCUCAGUGAGUUUUUUAAUGUAAGUAAACAUUCUUCUAUUCUCUCUGUGACUGAUUCUUUUUUAUGUGGAGGNCAGCUGUUCAAGCUUUAG
Molecule: messenger RNA, 871 nt
Organism: Pistacia vera
Lineage: Eukaryota; Viridiplantae; Streptophyta; Magnoliopsida; Sapindales; Anacardiaceae
Product: protein ROOT HAIR DEFECTIVE 3 homolog 2-like
Exons: 9
Coding region: 167-871 (234 amino acids)
Biological process (GO): endoplasmic reticulum membrane fusion
Cellular component (GO): endoplasmic reticulum
Molecular function (GO): GTPase activity; GTP binding
Source: RefSeq, a predicted model, not a curated record